Molecule: messenger RNA, 2355 nt
Organism: Mus pahari (shrew mouse)
Lineage: Eukaryota; Metazoa; Chordata; Mammalia; Rodentia; Muridae
Gene: Ddx59
Product: DEAD-box helicase 59
Exons: 7
Coding region: 119-1876 (585 amino acids)
Molecular function (GO): ATP binding; RNA helicase activity; nucleic acid binding
Source: RefSeq, a predicted model, not a curated record
AAGCCUGGCUGGGAUUACGGAGCUUCCCGGCUACUCGGCCGGAAGCUCGGCCCGGCGCCUGGACGGGAGCGGCCCGAGCGGGAACGAACGCGGCCCGGUCCGCGCGGAAUGUUGAAGAAUGUUUGUUCCAAGAUCUUUGAAAAUCAAGAGGAGUUCUAAUGAUGACCUCAAAAGUGGUGAAACUAAAAAAAGUAAGCCAGAAGUGGGAGGCCUUCAGCUGGAGGGCGACAGAAAUACUCCGGUCCCCACAUCUGUCACUGAGGAAGCUGUCACAGCAGACAAGCCCGGCACUAACAGUCCUUCUUGCCAGUUGGCUGAGGUUUCUUCCACAGGACCUGAUGAGGGUGUGAAGGAUGGCCACCCAUCUGAAGAGCCUGUAAAGUCGUUUUCCAAAACCCAGCGGUGGCCAGAGCCUGGGGAGCCUGUCUGUGUUGUCUGCGGUCGUUAUGGAGAGUAUAUCUGUGACAAGACUGACGAAGACGUGUGUAGCUUGGAGUGCAAAGCAAAGCAUCUGCUACAAGUUAAGGAAGAGGAAGGAUCAUUAAGACCCAGCAGCCCACAGAGAGCUGCUGCCGAGCCAGAGUCCCCACUGGAUGCCUUUUAUGUCUACAAAGAGCACCCCUUUAUUGUGACCCUCAAGGAGGACCAGAUUGAAACCCUUAAACAGCAGCUAGGAAUCUCAGUUCGAGGACAGGACGUUGCCAGGCCCAUUAUUGACUUUGAGCACUGUGGCUUCCCUGAGACCUUAAAUCAGAACUUGAAGAAAUCAGGCUAUGAAGUGCCAACUCCCAUCCAGAUGCAGAUGAUUCCUGUGGGGCUCCUGGGAAGGGACAUUCUGGCCAGCGCUGACACUGGCUCGGGGAAAACAGCUGCUUUUCUCCUGCCUGUUAUUAUCCGAGCUUUAUCUGAGGAUAAAACUCCAUCCGCACUCAUUCUCACGCCGACAAGAGAGCUGGCCAUUCAGAUAGAGAGGCAGGCCAAGGAACUGAUGAGUGGCCUGCCUCGCAUGAAGACAGUGCUUCUCGUGGGGGGCUUACCUCUGCCCCCACAGCUCUAUCGCUUACGGCAGCAUGUUAAGGCUGACACCAUGUUGAAGAUGGGCUUUCAGCAGCAAGUGCUUGAUGUUUUGGAACACACUCCUGGUGACUGUCAGACCAUCUUGGUUUCUGCCACCAUUCCAGAUAGCAUAGAACAGCUCACAGACCAACUUCUGCAUAAUCCUGUGAGGAUCAUCACUGGGGAGAAGAACCUGCCCUGCGCCAGUGUGCGGCAGAUCAUCCUGUGGGUAGAAGACCCAGCUAAAAAGAAGAAAUUAUUUGAAAUCCUAAAUGACCAGAAGCUGUUUAAGCCUCCAGUGUUAGUAUUCGUUGACUGCAAACUAGGUGCAGAUCUGUUGAGCGAGGCAGUUCAGAAGAUCACAGGUCUGAACAGCACAGCCAUCCACUCCGAGAAGUCUCAGGUGGAAAGGAGGGACAUCCUGAAGGGAUUACUAGAAGGAGAGUAUGAGGUCGUGGUGAGCACCGGGGUCCUGGGCCGGGGCCUAGACUUGGUCAACGUCAAGCUGGUUGUGAAUUUUGAUAUGCCUUCAAGCAUGGACGAGUAUGUGCACCAGGUUGGCAGGGUUGGGAGGCUCGGUCAAAAUGGAACUGCAAUCACAUUCAUCAAUAACAACUCUAAAAGACUCUUCUGGGAUGUUGCCAAAAGAGUGAAGCCCACGGGAUCCAUUCUCCCGCCACAGCUGUUAAAUUCCCCUUACCUUCAUGAGCAGAAGAGAAAGGAACAGCAGAAAGACAGACAGACACAGAACAGCCUGGUCACGGGGGCCAACCUCAUGGACAUUAUUAGGAAACACGAAAAGAGCAGUUCACAGAAAUGACCCGGUCUGCCACUUCCCACGGGGUUGUUAUGUGUUAUCAUCAAAAUUUCUAAUAAUACCGUAUGACUGAGUCAAUAAACUUGGACAAGGACAGAAGAUUCCUUAAGAUCUUUUUAAAUUUAAUAAAAUUUAUACAGCAAUAUUGUAUUUAUUUCAGGCCACAAUCCUUGUAUUUUAAAAUCAGAAGGUGAGUUGCUAACAGUGCUACAGUCUGUCUCCUCUGGCCAUCACUUUCCAUUGUUUAAAUCAGCAGUUUCCAGAGCUGGACUGCAGAGCCAGGGCUCCCCCAGCAGGGUGUCACUCCAUCCAGUGGCUCCCCCUGUCCUGGCAGCUCAUCCGCAUCAGAGUUAUUGUUGAAUGCUUAGGAAGGUUGCAGUCGUGAAAAAUGCUCUGAGGUGUGUUGAAAAGAAGCACAAAAUGUCUAGCUUUGUUCACGGUUGUUUUCCCUUUGGCUUGGUUAGCAAGCUUUUAAAUAUACU